GGUGAUUGCCGGACUGGGGCAUCACUCCAGAGACCAAUUUAUCUCAGAAGGUGGGGGCCUGAGCGCUCUAAGGUGAAUGAAAAGUACAUGACAAGAAGACGCUCCUCAUAGCCUAUCAAGGGUCUGCAUGACUUAUACUCAUUAACAAGAUAUCCAGGCGUCUGUCUUGAUUCUGAUGAAGAAACAGCUGUCACAUAGGCUUAGCCCACAGCAACAUCAUCUAUCAUGGCAAGGAAAGCUGUGCUGUUCACCUGUGCAGUCUUCCUCUUUAUUUUGUCUGAAUCAAUGUCCGCUCCUAAGAAUAAGUUGAUGGCAAGAAAUUGGGGGCCCCAGUCAAUGUUGUAUCUCAAAGGCAGACAUGGGAGAAGAUUUGUGUCAGACUACGAAGAGCAAUAUCAGAAGAUGAACCUGGAUACUUGGAAUGCAAUCCUUAAAAGGUGUCUUUUUGUUUUUGGAACUGAAAACAAGUAUACAAACCUUCUAUGGGACUUAGGUUUCAAGAGAAAGAAAACUCGGUGGGCUUCAUAGAUAAGGUUACAGAAUAUAUUUUCUGCGAAAAUAAAGAAUAUUCGAAGAUAUUCAUCCAUUUGGGCUCACCAAACUGAAUAAUAUAGUCAUUAAAGGAAAUCUGUCAUCAGUAUCAACCGCACUAACCUGUCAUACAGUCUUGUAGUUCCGGUGAUACUGAUCAAAUUGAUACUUAC
This is a messenger RNA of Hyla sarda, 704 nucleotides long. Its product is annotated as spexin prohormone 2-like. Gene Ontology annotation, molecular function: neuropeptide hormone activity. The transcript has 7 exons. Lineage: Eukaryota; Metazoa; Chordata; Amphibia; Anura; Hylidae. The record is from RefSeq and is a predicted model, not a curated record. The coding region runs from base 226 to 528 and encodes 100 amino acids.